AUUAUGGAAUAAAACAAUCGCAGACAGAGAAAGAAAGAGUCUGUUCGGUCCAUCCCCCAACUACGAACGGCGUCGUUUCAAAAUCCAAACCCCUACCAACCUCAAAACUUUCGUUAAAAUUGUUGUUAAUUACAGGGGUAAAACGAAACAACCAGCCUUAGCUGCUAAGCUUUCGACCGAAUUGUUGUCUCUCUGUCUUCUCUUCUGUAUAAAAACCCCCUGCCAAGAGUAAUUACCAUCAUGACUUCCAUGGCUAACCACCACCAACAACGAACCACGGACAGCCUACAACAACAACAACUCGAACAAGGAAGCCCCAUAAGCUUAUUGCCUGAAGGCUCCAUCGCCGACAUCAUCUCCCGCACUACCCCUCGUGAUGCAUGCCGCCUGGCUUUGUUUUCUAAAAUCUUCAGGUCCGCCGCCGAAUCCGACGUAGUCUGGGAGCGCUUCUUGCCACCCGACUACCAAACCAUCAUUUCUAAGUCUUCCCCUUGGCCGCCGUCUUCCUUGCUUUGUCUGCUUUCUACGUCUUCUUUGCCUGGUCUGCCUUGUACGUUUCCUUUGCUUGGUCUGCCUUAUAGGUUUCCUUUGCUUAGUCUGCCUUCGAAGAAGAGCCUCUUUCUGAGCCUCUGUGACCAACCAAUUUUCAUUGACGAUGGGAAAAACGCCUUUUUCUUGGAUAAGCAGAGUGGGAAGAUAUGUUACAUGAUAUCUUCCAGGACCUUAUGUUUGUGGGGGGUGAUACUCCCACAUAUUUGGGAUGGGCUUCUCUUCCCGGCACAAGGUUCCUAGAGGUUGCUGAGCUUAUACGUGGAUGUUGGCUUGAGAUACGUGAAAGAUUAGUACUUGCAUUUUGUCACCAGGGACAAACUAUACAGCUUAUCUUGUGUUCAAGCCAACAGUAGGGUUUUAUAUGUUUGAAGAUCAGCCUGUAGAGGUCAGUGUUGGACUUGUGGGAACUAAAAGCCAAAAAUGAUCUGUGUUUUUGCAUGAAAUGGGAAGUUGGGGGAUGCAAUACAGACACUGUUACGGGUGGUGGCAGCCAUCUUUCACAAUAGUGUCUUGUGGCAAUUUUGCUAAGAAGAGAGGAGAUGAGUGGCGUGAAGUCGAGUUAGGUGACUUUUUCAAUGCAGGAGAUGAAGACGGUGAAUUGGAAAUGAGUAUUUUGGAGGUGAGGGGUGGUCAAUGUGGGGGGGGGUGGCCGCCUCAUUGUUCAAGGAAUUGAGAUAAGGCCAAAGCAGGGUGUAUAAAUAGGUGAUCUUCUUCCUUAAGUAUUGCCGUUGACAUAAGAAUAAUUGCAUUUAUUGGUAAGACAGGAUUUCUCUAGUGUCAAUACCUAGUGUUUGUGUGUUAGUUCUGUAAAGCAUGUGACGUUCCCUGAAGUGAUAUGGCAAUUUGCUUGUUCUGGGAUUCAUUUGAGCUUUUGUGCCAAUUGAUGUUCUUUUGAGAUGAUUAUCUUCUCAGUUUGCUUUUGAGUAAGAUUCCAUGUAUCGGGCAGAUUUUGAUGACA
Mangifera indica (mango) is the source of this 1510-nucleotide messenger RNA. RefSeq names its product F-box protein At2g02240-like. The record is from RefSeq and is a predicted model, not a curated record. Lineage: Eukaryota; Viridiplantae; Streptophyta; Magnoliopsida; Sapindales; Anacardiaceae. The transcript is spliced from 3 exons. Gene Ontology annotation, molecular function: protein binding. The coding region runs from base 241 to 792 and encodes 183 amino acids.